AUGACCACUCCCGAUUCCAAUGCUCUCCUUGAUUUGCUUAUCGCCAACAUUUCCUGGGCAGGCGCCAUAAACAAAGUCGCCCCAAAUUUCUUCCCUGAUUCUGCUCUGGGCCAGAGUCCUAAAGUCCUCUGGAUCGGAUGCUCCGAUUCACGAGUUCCAGAGAGUGUCAUUACCGUACGCAAACCAGGGGACGUCUUCGUCCAUCGCAACAUUGCCAAUCAGUUCGUUCCAAAUGACUCGAACAUUUUAUCAGUCAUCCAGUACGCAGUAUUGGUGCUGAAGGUUCAACAUAGUAAGUAUGGCGGCCACACAAAAUGCGGAGGAGCAGCGGCAUCCUAUGAUCUCCUUUGGUCGCCAGAUCCCCCUCAGGGUAUCCUAGGGACGCCUUUGGGCGAUUGGCUUGAACCACUCAUCAACUUGGCAAGAGAACUUGGGCCUGCAACCAAUCGGGAAGAAGGGGUUCUAAGGCUAUUGGAGGAGAAUGUUAGAAGGGCUGCGAUGAACAUCGCGAGAUCAGACGUCGUUCAGCAAGCCCGGAUGCCAGUAAAGGGUGAGUCUCAUCUCCUGCAUGGAUGGAUCUAUGUCCUUGAGACGGGUACCCUCAGAGACCUUUGUGUUUUCCGUGAUGAUUAGUGUUCCGUGGGCUUCCCGGUCUCGCGCUUGUGUAUUAUCCUUGUCUCUUGUUUCCAAUAAACCCCAGCUUUCCAACGCACUU
Molecule: messenger RNA, 715 nt
Organism: Cantharellus anzutake
Lineage: Eukaryota; Fungi; Basidiomycota; Agaricomycetes; Cantharellales; Hydnaceae
Product: carbonic anhydrase
Exons: 5
Coding region: 1-633 (210 amino acids)
Biological process (GO): cellular response to carbon dioxide; cellular response to oxidative stress
Molecular function (GO): carbonate dehydratase activity; zinc ion binding
Source: RefSeq, a predicted model, not a curated record